This is a messenger RNA of Boleophthalmus pectinirostris (great blue-spotted mudskipper), 667 nucleotides long. RefSeq names its product ceramide synthase 2-like. The record is from RefSeq and is a predicted model, not a curated record. Gene Ontology annotation, biological process: ceramide biosynthetic process. Lineage: Eukaryota; Metazoa; Chordata; Actinopteri; Gobiiformes; Gobiidae. Gene Ontology annotation, cellular component: membrane. Bases 143 to 667 code for a protein of 174 amino acids. Gene Ontology annotation, molecular function: sphingosine N-acyltransferase activity; DNA binding. The transcript has 7 exons.
CUAGGAUUCAGCAGCAUUGAAGCGCAUCUCAUCUCCGAUUACCACAAUCACAACCAGAAAAGCUGUUUUUGGAUACAUUUAUUGCACAUUGGAAGAUUUCUGAACGAGGCCAGACGAUCAGGCUGUAUCUAGUUAUAGUACAAUGGAGCUGGUGCCAGAUUUGUGGAGGCAGGAGCUAUGGCUUCCUCCGGGGGUGACCUGGGAGGACAUGGAAAGCCUGGGACCAUCCGCACGCCCCCAACCCCAGGACCUGCUCCUCACGCUGCCCCUUGCUUUGGGCUUUGUCGUUCUGCGCUACCUAUUUGAGAGAUUCUGCGCCCCACCCAUGUCCAGAUGUUUGGGGGUGAGGGACAGGUUACAAGUGCCUGCAGCCCCCUCCCUUAAGCUGGAGUCCUAUUACAAACACCAGAGCAGAAAGCCCUCUCAGAAAGAAAUAAUACUUCUGAUGUCACAGUGUGGGAAAAGUCAGAGGCAAAUUGAGACAUGGUUCAGGCUACGCAGGAACCAGGACCGGCCGGGUCAGACCAAGAAGUUUGGGGAAGCUGCAUGGAGGUUUUUCUUCUACAGCGCAGCCUUUAUUGCUGGAUUAAGUUGCUUGAUUAAUAGGCCAUGGUUUUGGGACUUGAGGGAAUGUUGGAGACAAUAUCCUGUACAGGUGUUUUGGUAG